AUGGACACAACGACAGAACUGAUGAGUGCAGAGGAAGAAGAAGUGAUUUGUGGACUGUAUGAAGGAUAUUCGACGCAGAGAUUCAUUAUUAUUACUAUAUGUACAACUGUCGCAUUGUUUGGAGUUUUUGCUAAUUUGCUUCUGAUGGCAGUAUUCCGUCGAUCUCUUCCUUCUUCCAUAUUUCUUGCUACCCUUGCCACAUGUGACUGUUUGAUUUGUUUAACGUAUACAUUGUUAUUCGGUGUUGACGCUGGAAUUUGGUAUAGGAAGAAUACGGCGCUCUUCUUCCUUUAUCAUCGAUACAUUGUCCCUGUUUUCUUCAUCGCCAAAGUCGUUCAAUUCGCGAUACCGUUCAUUCUCAUUCUCAUUACUUUUGAGAGAUAUUUAUGGACUUGCAGUGAACCGAGAAGACAAAUGUUCUCAGCGAUAUUCAACGAAAGAGGACGAAUUGUCACUGUAAUCUUCGUUUGGUUUUUCUCCGUAGCUCUCCGAUUUCCAGUUCUUUAUGCAAUGAAAGUCAAAACAUUCCCGGGUUGUGAUGAUUACUUUAGAAGUGAAUCGGUGGCUGGAACUUCUUUUGCAGCUACAGAAGCAUAUGAGAUAUACGAUUUUCACGUUAUCACAGCAAUUCAGAUGAUAUUUCCAUUCGUGGUACUUCUUCUUCUCAACUUCACAAUUAUCAAAAGAUUGGUUGCGGAGAAAAGAGAAAAUAUGUAUCCAAUUCUACGGAGCGCCGGAACAACAACAGAAGUUAAAAAAGCAUCAUUCGUUCAAGGAAAUCUUCCAGAGAAUUAUGUUCUUCUUCAAGUAGCCGCCGACGUCAUCAAAGAAUCUCUUAUUCACAGUUCGGUUGCGGUAUCAUCUGAAAUUGUGCAAAAUGAGGAUGCAGAAGACGACGAUAUUGAUUGUUCGGUUGAUGUGGAUAUGCCACGUCAUCGACCAUCAAUAUUCCAUACUUUUGUAUUGGCACUCAGGGAAUCAUCUCGAAGCAAACGCUCCCAACUCCGUAAUGCCAUUUACACGAUGUUGGCAAUCGUCACUUCAUACUUGGUUUGCAAUGGAGUUCAUUUGUUCUUGACAAUUCUCGAAAGAUUUGAUCCUUCUUACUUGUAUGAUUCAGUUGACAGUUCACAAUCCAGUACAUUUUAUAUCGUAUUAUCCGACACCGUAUCAAUCUGCUACAUGAUAUCUUCUGCUAUUCGCAUUCUCAUCUAUGCAAAGUGCAAUCCGAAACUUCGCCAGGAAAUCUCUGACUACGUCAAACGAGAGAAGAGCAUCGAAACGAACAGCUCCUAA
Messenger RNA from Caenorhabditis remanei, 1296 nucleotides. RefSeq lists its product as uncharacterized. The transcript is spliced from 9 exons. Gene Ontology annotation, molecular function: G protein-coupled receptor activity. Gene Ontology annotation, biological process: G protein-coupled receptor signaling pathway. The coding region runs from base 1 to 1296 and encodes 431 amino acids. NCBI's taxonomy places the organism in Eukaryota, Metazoa, Nematoda, Chromadorea, Rhabditida, Rhabditidae. The record is from RefSeq and is a predicted model, not a curated record. Gene Ontology annotation, cellular component: membrane.